CCUUAUAGGGAUCAGGUAGGACAUCGGAAAGCGGAAGUCGACUCGGUAGAAGGAAAGCUCUCGAAAACAGUUUGAAUUCUUUGUCGAGGGCCGCCCGAUAUAAAGAUUUUAAACGAUGGUUAAGAUUUUCGUGGGAAACCUGCCCCGAGAGGCAGACCAAGAUGAAAUCAAGGCACUCUUUACUGAGUACGGCACAGUCACAGAAUGUGCCAUCAUCAAGAACUACGCCUUCAUCCACAUGGAUGACCGCAAGGCCGCCACCAAAGCCAUCAAGAAUUUGCACCUUUACAAGCUUCACGGCACACCUAUCAAUGUGGAGGCCAGCCACGGGAAGAACCAGGGCUCAGUCAAACUGCAUGUAGCUAACGUAGAAAAGGGCGCUGAUGACGAGCUCCGGGCUCUCUUUGAAGAGUACGGCUCAGUCACUGAGUGUGCUGUAGUCAAGAAUUUUGCUUUUGUACACAUGUCCAACUCUGAAGAGGCCAUGGAUGCCAUCAAGGGACUGGACAAUACUGAAUUUCAAGGCAAACGCAUCCAUGUGCAGAUUUCUAAGAGCCGCCCCAGACACGAUGAACGGGAUGACUACCCUCCUCCCCCAGACAGGGGUGGCUAUUGGCCCCCACGCUACCCAGGAGAGAGGCAUGAGCCCCCACCCAGCUACAUGAGAGGCCGCCUCAGCCAUAUACCCCCAGGUUACCCCGCCCCUCCUCUGCCACCCCCUCCCCCUAGACGAGCAGUUUACCCUGAACGUCCCUACGAGGGUGAGAGGGACAGAUACGGCGUGGUAGAUUACUAUGAGAAGUACAGAGCCCGUCCGUAUGGUAUGGCCGCCUACGAGGACCAACGUGCUGGCGCCCCUCCUCCUCCCCCUCCGUCAGCCGUUGUCCGAGACCGUCUUAUGCCCUCGUCGCUUGACCCUUAUGAGCGUCGUCCCCUCCCACCACCUCCGUCCUCGUACUACGCCCGAGAUCGCAGUCCCCUAAGGAGGGCGCCCAGUGCUCCAAUGCCCCCCGCAAAUAAUGGCUACUCCUACGAGCGCUCCCGACUCUCUCCGGUAUCCCGGGUCCCGGCAUACGGAGUUCCACGCGCCAGGGACCCCUACGCAGAACGGCUGCCUCCGCCACCACCUGCACGCUACGCUUAUUAAGGCCCGGGCAUGUGAAGGAUCGUCGUCAACUGCGUCGCCGCUCGCCGCCUCCUGAUGCACGUGACACUAUCCUCUCCCUGUCUGUGGCUGAGCGCGUUGCGUUUCCCUGCGAUGCUCACAGGAGGAACCGAUUUGCCGACGUCCACGUCUGUUUUUUGUUUUUAUUAAUUUGGGACAGUUUUUACUCGUUUACCCCCCCCUGAUUGUUUUAGUUUGUCAUUGUGCUAUAGUAUUUUUUUAUGCUUGACGUCUGAAUUAGGCGGUUUUUUAUUUUGUACAUUUACGUUUUGAAAAAUUAGUGUUAUGUUGUGUGUGACCUUAGAAAGCUGAUCAUUUCAGCAGCAGUCCUGGCGAUAUUUGUGACUGUAGAUUUAACUGAACUAAAUCAUGUUUGGUGUUAAAUCUAAUCUGCACGUUGGUUCCAUUAUGUUACGCUUUCCCAUCGAAAAACCAAACCGCCAUUGCUAAAAAAAAAAAAAAAAAAAAAAUUUAACUGCUAAGACGUAUGGGUUUGACAAAUGUAGAAAGUAACUGUUAAUAGGACAGUUACCGGAAAGCGUUCACAUGUACCUGUCCAUUGUCGAACUUGUUUUUAAUAAACGGAUGUGCAGUAAUGUUGUUCACAGAUUUACCCAAACUCAUGCCCAGCGCUAAAAUACCUCAUCAGUGUAACCGCUUGCAUUGGUUCGAACACUCUAAAAUCUUCGAAAGGAAAAUUGCCUAUAUUAAAUUAUACGUUUAUUUGUGAUAUCACGCAAAACAAACUUGAUGAAAUCGUUCCGCUGAUUUGAGAAAUAUCUCUCCUGGUCUUUAGACCCAGCAUACCUUCUUAACUCCCCCUUUUGUGAGAUUGCAUAACUGGGACUAGUUUAUCUUGAAUCGGGGGUGAGAUGACAUCAAAGGCUGAGAGACCUUCACAGUGAACAGGUAAGUCGUGGGCUUUAAGGACGACUGAAGCAGAAGGUACAACAGACAGCACAUGCUCACAUUUAACUUUUCUAGGUAAAUGCUAAUAGUUGAUACACACAACUAUCCACUCAGCUGUACGUCUCUUUAUAGCCAGUGGUUGUUGGAAAAACACACAAGUUACAUACAUAGUCCAUUUUUAGGCAUUGCCAGCAAGUGGAACGCAGACUACGGUGUUAGAACCCAGGAGGCUUUGAAGACUGUUUUUUACAAAUUUGACCAUUAAAGAAGCUUGGUUUGACUCAACAGACAUGAAAGACAAGCAGAAGUUAAUUCUAAACUGUCUUGCAGAAACACAUUUAUAAGCUGUUGUAAAACAUGAAGUCAUUAAUACAAUGAAAUUACUAUACAAACUGAUUUUUCACAAAAAAAAUCAAUGGCUGACAAAUAAUACCGUACCUUGCAUUGUAUUGCUGUAUUGGACGUUGACCUGUAGAAAUAAACUAUU
This is a messenger RNA of Anoplopoma fimbria (sablefish), 2561 nucleotides long. RefSeq names its product RNA binding motif protein 4.3 (gene rbm4.3). Gene Ontology annotation, cellular component: cytosol. The record is from RefSeq and is a predicted model, not a curated record. Lineage: Eukaryota; Metazoa; Chordata; Actinopteri; Perciformes; Anoplopomatidae. Gene Ontology annotation, molecular function: mRNA binding.